Folsomia candida is the source of this 2002-nucleotide messenger RNA. RefSeq names its product mucin-22. Gene Ontology annotation, molecular function: protein tyrosine phosphatase activity. The transcript is spliced from 2 exons. The record is from RefSeq and is a predicted model, not a curated record. Lineage: Eukaryota; Metazoa; Arthropoda; Collembola; Entomobryomorpha; Isotomidae. The coding region runs from base 87 to 1970 and encodes 627 amino acids.
UGAUGCCUGGGACCAGUCGCAAUUGGGUAGCUGUGGUUUAACUUGUCUUUUUUUGUUGCCAUAGUUACGAUUCGAUUAAAUUAAAUAUGGGGCGCUUUGUAAUUUUUCUAUUUUUUAUUGCAUCGAUAACUUUAGUUGCGUGUCAAGAGAAUCCGUAUAGUGAAAAAUUUGGAGAAAAUUACGUGUUAUCAUGGACCCUUGAUGAUACAAAAAUCUCGUUUACGGCAAAAGUAAGGGGGACUGGGUGGGUUGGGCUGGGGCUGAAUAAUGAGGACGGGUGGGAUGGGACAGAGGUUAUGAUUGGUGGAUAUGAUGGAAGAACAACUACACGGCCACCAAGCACGACGACAACGACGCCAACGACAACUACGACCACACCCAGCUCAACAACGCAAGACACGGACUCAUCAAGCACAACUGCGCCACCUACGACCACGACCACACCAACUACGACGACCACGCCCACCACAACGACGACCAGGCCCACCACAACAACGCCAACGACGACCACGCCCACCACAAUCACACCAACGACUACCGGUUCCACUAUUACAACUGACCCAUCCACGGAUUCAACUACUACUGGUCCGACAACCACAGAAGGAACUACUACCGAACAGACGACCACUGAAGCGACGACCACAGAUACUGAAACUACCACUACUGAAGCGACCACUACUGAAGCUACCACUACUGAAGCGAGCACUACUGAAGCUACCACUACUGAAGCGACCACUACUGAAGCUACCACUACUGAAGCGACCACUACUGAAGCUACCACUACUGAAGCUACCACUACUGAAGCGACCACUACUGACGCUACCACUACUGAAGCUACCACCACUGAAGCGACCACUACUGAAGCUACCACUACUGAAGCGACCACUACUGACGCUACCACUACUGAAGCUACCACUACUGAAGCGACCACUACUGACGCUACCACUACUGAAGCUACCACUACUGAAGCGACCACCACUGAAGCGACCACUACUGAAGCGACGACCACUGAAGCGACCACUACUGAAGCGACCACUACUGAAGCUACCACUACUGAAGCUACCACUACUGAAGCGACCACUACUGAAGCUACCACUACUGAAGCGACCACUACUGAAGCUACCACUACUGAAGCUACCACUACUGAAGCGACCACUACUGAAGCUACCACUACUGAAGUGACCACUACUGAAGCUACCACUACUGAAGCGACCACUACUGAAGCUACCACUACUGAAGCUACCACUACUGAAGCGACCACUACUGAAGCUACCACUACUGAAGCUACCACUACUGAAGCGACCACUACUGAAGCUACCACUACUGAAGCGACCACUACUGAAGCUACCACUACUGAAGCUACCACUACUGAAGCUACCACUACUGAAGUGACCACUACUGAAGCUACCACUACUGAAGCGACCACUACUGAAGCUACCACUACUGAAGCGACCACUACUGAAGCUACCACUACUGAAGUGACCACUACUGAAGCUACCACUACUGAAGCGACCACUACUGAAGCGACCACUACUGAGGCAACUACCACUGGAGAAACUAUUAAUGAUGACCCGAGGAUCCAACUCCUCCAAAAUCGGCAAGCAGUAUUUCCAAAGUACGAGAAAAAAGUUCUCGCUAGUGGAGAUACGAAUGGCCUUGGCGGUCCCUACACCGGCAACGCUUGGACCUUUAUUAACGCCACUGAAACGAUAGAAGAAGAAGUAACUUACACCUACGUGCAAUGGGAACGUCUCCUUGACUCAACUGAUGAUGACGAUAUCAAGAUUGAAGGACGCACUCACGUCUAUGUCGGAUACGGAACCACUGACGACUUACCGGAGGGAGCAUUUGCUAAUUUACAGUGGAAAUCCAUCAAUUUAAGGAAUCCUAUGAGUUCAGCAAUGGAAGUUAGAGCGGGAUGGAUGGGAGUGGUUUCUAUGUUGGUGGUUAUUUUAUUUGAGAGGAUAUAAUUUUUUAAUAAACAUGUCGAACAAAAAAUUAA